This is a messenger RNA of Ahaetulla prasina, 4159 nucleotides long. RefSeq names its product leucine rich repeat and fibronectin type III domain containing 4 (gene LRFN4). Gene Ontology annotation, molecular function: protein binding. The transcript has 4 exons. The coding region runs from base 1191 to 3542 and encodes 783 amino acids. Lineage: Eukaryota; Metazoa; Chordata; Lepidosauria; Squamata; Colubridae. The record is from RefSeq and is a predicted model, not a curated record.
UUCAUAAUACAAAUUCCCUUUCAUAACACAAGGGCCUUGGCUGGUGCCCCAGAUUCCUGGAAGAGAGGAGAAUUUUCCUCUUGAGCAGCUGCUCCAUCAGUCUCUCUUCCCGAAAAAGGCUGGGAAGGAGGGAGAGAGGGAGGGCCUUUUUGUCUCCUCCAUCUUCCUCCCCCCAAUCAGAGCUCAAGGAGGAGGAUGUGGCGAGGCGGCCAGGGCCGUCCCCUGGAAGAAGAGCAGCAGCCCAGCCUCCGUCCACUCAGCCCCCCCCCUCAAGCUGGAACAGGAGCAGCUUGAGGAGGCAGCGGCAGGCGUGGGAGGGGGCCAAAGCAGGCGGAAGCCGGGUGAGGGCAGGCUGCUCCUCCUCACAUCACCCCUCCUGCGUACUGAAGCAGCAGCAGCAGCAGCAGCAGCAGCAAGGCUGGCAGAGACAAAGAGGGGCUGCAGGAAGGAGGGGGGGCUGUCAAAGAAACCAUUCUGGAAAGGCUGUGACUGCCCGAUUCCUGAAGACUUUCUGGUGCCUGAAGGAGGGUGGAGGAGUGCUGCCAGGAACCCAGAUGGCAACGGUCCAGAGAGGUUCAUUCCCACCGACACAGAGGAAGGACUGAGACCCAAGAAGAACCGUCUACGACUGGUCUAAGGGGACAGGAACAUGGAAGAGCAUCCGCUGGGUCUCCAGAAGGAAAGAAGGCCGGCAGCAUCCAGAAGAAAGGAGAUGGGGGAACUGCAGCAGCCAGGGUUUUUCCAGCGCUGAAAGACAGACACCCGGCUGAGGGGCCUCUGGAAUGGGCCUGGGCUGGAGACUCAGAAUUUAAGGCUGCCAGAACCCCCACCCCGAGAGAGCUCCAGUUGAUACCCUAUGGAAUCCACUGGGAGUCCUGAGGGCUGAAACGUCGAGAAUGGACCGGGGGCACCUGGGCAUCCCAUCUCCCUUGGGAGCAUCAGGAACCCCAAGGCCUGAGAAGGGCCGGGGACUGGAAGCCAGGAAGGCUGAGGCAGCCAGAACCUGAUGGGCCAAGGUGUGAAGGACCGGACGAGCCAGGGGGUCCAGAAAGUGACACCCCUCCUUCAUUGGCACUGGGGCUUGAAGAGCUUGCCAUGGCUGCCGCCACUCCGCCUGCCUGAAGCUGCAGCAUUUCUGUUUUCUCUGGCUGGGGGAGGGGACCGAGGAUGCUCCUCUGCCUGCAGGCUGGAUGCUGCCUUCGGCCACCCCGAGCCUCUUCCGCCAAGGCAGCUGGGCACCUCCCCAUGGCACCCCAAGAACCUGUGGGAGCCCUGGGGCCACAGCCUGCUCAAGAGAUGCUGAGAAGGAGGCACAGGGACAGGUGACUCCGUGUGGGGAGCAGCUGGACUGCCACAACUCAUCUCUGGGGAGCCCAGAGGCCAAGGAGAAGUCCAGGAACUCUGGGAGAUGUCAAGUGGAUUUCCAGAGGACUUUCCAAAUGGAAGCAGGAAACUCAAGCCAACCAGGGCCUGCCAAGGCAACUACCAUGGAAAGGUUGCUCCUGAUCCAGCUUCUGAUGGUGGGGAGCACCUUAGCUCAGGUGGAAUCCUGCCCCUUUCACUGCGUCUGCCAAAACCUCUCUGACUCGCUUAGCACCCUCUGUGCCAACAAGGGGCUCCUCUUCAUUCCAGUCAACAUUGACCGCCGGACGGUGGAGCUACGGCUGGCUGACAAUUUCAUCCGGGUGGUGGAAGCCCCGGACUUUCUGAACAUGACGGGCCUCGUGGAUCUCACCCUCUCGCGGAACACCAUCGACACCCUCCGACCCUUUGCAUUUGGGGACCUGGAGAACCUCCGCUCGCUCCACCUGGACAGCAACCGGCUGACAGAGAUCAGGGAGGAGGCUCUCCGGGGAAUGCUGAACCUCCAGCAUCUCAUCCUGAGUAACAACCAGCUGGUCAAUAUCUCUGGGGCUGCUUUCGAUGACUUCCUCUCGACUCUGGAAGACCUGGAUUUGUCCUACAACAACCUGCGCAGCGUCCCUUGGGAGGGAAUCCAAGGCAUGUUUUACCUGCACACCCUCAACCUGGAUCACAACCUGAUUGACUUCAUAAUGGAAGGAACCUUUGACGAACUCUAUAAACUCUCCCGGCUGGACAUGACCUCCAAUCGUCUUUCCACACUGCCCCCCGACCCACUGUUUGCCCGCUCCCAGAUUGGAGCCAUCAGCCCAACCCCUUACAUGGCCACCAUCGUGCUGAGCUUUGGAGGAAACCCUUUGCACUGCAACUGUGAGUUGCUGUGGCUGCGGCGUUUGGCACGAGAGGAUGACAUGGAGACCUGUGCUUCCCCCCAACACAUGGCUGGCCGGUAUUUCUGGUCUGUGCCAGAGGAGGACUUCACCUGCGAGCCCCCUCUCAUCACCCGGCACACCCACAAACUCUGGAUCUUGGAAGGCCAAAGGGCCACCCUGAGGUGCAGAGCCCUUGGAGACCCUGAGCCGGUCAUCCACUGGGUCUCCCCUGAUGACAAAAUCAUCGCCAACUCCUCCAGGACUGUAUCAUUCCGCAACGGUACCCUUGAUCUUUUGGUGACUACCAUCCGCGAUGACGGGGCUUACACCUGCAUUGCCAUCAAUGCCGCUGGGGAGUCGACAGCCACCGUGGACCUCAAAAUCAUCCCCUUGCCUCAUCGAGGGAACGGCAGCAUCACGGUACUGCAGCAGGAUCCAGGCUCCUCGGACAUUGCCACCUCAGCCAAGAGCUCUGCCAACGCCACCCAGGAGGCUUCCGAGAAGAGAGUGGAGGUACUGGGGGUGACUGCCACAUCAGCCCUGGUGCGCUGGCUGGCAGAUAAGUCGACCUACAUGGCCUGGAUGUAUCAGAUCCAGUACAACUGCACUGCGGACGAUACCCUUGUUUACAGGAUCAUUCCCGCCAGCAGCCAGGACUUCCUUCUUAAACAUCUCGUGCCCAGCAUGGAUUAUGACCUGUGCGUCUUAGCCAUCUUUGACGACCUGGCCACCUCACUGGCAGCCACUCACCUGCUGGGCUGUGCCCAGUUUACCACGCAGGAAGCCUACCCAGACUGCCAUUCGCUGCACGUCCACUUCCUGGGGGGCGCUCUGACAGUGACAGUGGGAGGCAUCAUCGUGGCUUCCUUGCUGGUCUUCACAGGAGUCAUGAUGGUGAAGUACAAAGUCUGUGGCAGCAUCCAUGGGAGCCUGCCCAGGGUCAGCAAUGUGCACUCACAGACCAAUGGAGGACACCCAAACGGGCUGCUGCCCCAGCGGACACCUCCUGCGGAGUACCAGCACGGGCAGGGCAAGGCAGGUGCAGCCAAGAGUGCAGAGCGCUGGAUGGGAGGCGCUGGCCGGGGAACCCUGGCCUCGGCCAAAGCCAGGCGCAGCACCUCCCUGGACAUGGGAGACGCCUCCUCCAGCGCCUGCUACAGCUACGCCAAGCGCCUGAGCUUCAUGUGGGCCAAGCGCAGCCAGUCGGUCCAUGGGAGGCUGGCACAGGGCACUCCCCUUGAAGACAGCACCAGCACGCGGCCCGGGCCCUUCCUCAACGUGGAUAAAUUGGAGGAAAGCGUGGUAUAGCCCUCAUGGGGGUGGACCGGCGUCCUACCCCUAAAGCAUCUCGGACAGCAACUCCCAAUGGGGAGGCCCACGGAGGGCAGAUGCUGCCCUUGCUUUGGUUGAGCCAAACCUCCCACGUAAAGGCCAGCCCUGCUGACCAGGCCAGCCAGGCUCAGGGUGAGACCACCUGCAAGCUGGGAAGGGAGAGAGGGCAGGAGCUGAGAGAGAGAAAGGGGAGGAGAGGCUUGGAAACAGCUUUUUCCUCUGCAUUUUGCAGCUGACUAAUUGAGGUGCAAAUAGUGACCUGGAUUCAAGAAUCAAUUAUUUUGAAGAGGAAAGAAGACAGCUUUUAAAGGAAAAAGAAAACAGUUGCCAAAAGAGAGCAAGAACAUGCUAUUCAAUAAGUCUAAGUCAAAUGAAAAUAAUACAGGAUUCACGGGAAAGAGGUGGUUUAAGAAUGCCUAAUUUUAAACUAUAUUAUGAAGCAGUAACCCUCUCAGUAAUAAGUGACUGGUUUAACUUAACAGAGGAAAGAAUUUUGAAUAUAGAAGGUUAUGACUUGUUAUAUGGAUGGCAUGCGUACUUAUUUUAUGGAAAAAAAGUGGAUAGGGCUUUUAAGAAUCAUGUGUUGAGAAGUG